AGUGAAACGAAAACAGAAAAAUCGAAAUACUGAUUGCCUAACAAAACUUCUGAUAUGUAGACAAAUAUGGUAAAACACUAUUAAUGUAAGCUUUACACAAAUAAUGUUUACGCUAAUGUUUAUGAGUAUUUUGAAUAGAAUUUUAAAUAGUGUAAAAUCGCGCUUAAAAAUAUCACCAUUUAGUCCAUUUAAACAGAGUUUCGCCAAAGUCAAAGAUCCAAUUUACUUUUGUCUUUUAUUUACUCAGCAUGUUUGUGUUAGAUUUAAAAAAAAAUUAAACUGUCCUGUACGUUUCUUUGAGUCAGAACUAACUUGUUUAGAGUUAAUUUAUGGCCAUAGAGUCUUGUAACCUAAGUGAGUUUUGUGAAGUGUAAUAAUAAAUAAACUUGUCUUUUUUUUCUCUUUUUUUUUUUUAACUACUACUACUUUACUAUAGUCAGUUUAGUUUGAUAUAUAUAGCCUACAUUGUCUAGUAUAGCCUACUUUGUUGGCUCUGUGCACUCUUCUCUAAUGUAAGAAAGUAAUCUUGUGUAAGUCUAAAGUGAUGUAGGCACUUCGGUAUCGCCGGAAACACCUGAAAAAUGGGUAUCGUAAUUUUGUUGUUAAAAUGGCGACCUCCAUUGAUUAAUUUACUGAAAGUGUUGUUGCUUCACCUUUUAUAGUCGAUUUUUAGCAUAAUAAUAAAUUCUGCAUCGACCUAUUGCUUUAAGCUUGUGAUAUUGAGAAUUUAUUAGAUUUUUUUUUCGAGAUUAAAUCUUUGAAAAUUGAAGUUGAAUAUAGGAAAAAUUAACUGAUCAAUAACUUUUUUUUUAAAAUAAAGGUUUCUUUAAUUUAUAUGGUCUUUUAUAAAAUAUCCAAAAUUCAUGAGUGUAGGCCAAAGGCAGGCGUCAAAAAUGAAAAUCAAAGUGGUUUCUUUUUUAUGCUAUGUAAUUUUUCAUCAUGGCCACUAUGUUUGUCUGCAUAUUACUAUUACCAAUUAUCCAUAAUGGCCGUGGGUUAGUUAAUAAUUCAUUCAAUUAGUUAUCCAGGAUAUAAAUGGGAAAUUUAACUAAUCAUGAAUCAUUUUUUAAAUAAUUAAAAAAUGUUUUAUAACAUAAAUAAUUAUUAUUGGUUUAUGAAAUAUCAGUGGUUUUAAUUUUGGGGUUGGUUGCCAUGGAUAUGAGAUUGAUAACCACUUGACCUGUCUUUGACUUAGACUUAGAUAGUAUUACUAUAAUAAUGCGGCUCGCAUAGUUCUCCGCAAACGCAAGGUCGAGCAUGCAAAAACACUUCUGAGAGAGUUGCACUGGCUGCCGGUGCGUGCUCACAUAGAUUACAAAAUCGCAACUUUGUGCUACCGCUGCUUACAUGACCUGGCGCCAUCCUAUCUGAAAGAGCUGCUGACGUUUUAUGUACCCACUAGAGAGCUCCGCUCAUCCGAUAGUGGCAAACUCUCGACACCACGUGUUUGCCUUGAGACUUACGGAAAGCGCACUUUCGCAUUUGCUGGUCCAACAGUUUGGAACGCCCUUCCUGUCGAUCUCAGAAACAACCAGACACUGAAGUCCUUUAAAACCGAUUUAAAGACACAUCUAUUUCGCAAACACCUUCUGGGAUGAUUGUCUACAUUAUUUUCCAGUUAAUGUAUAAUGGCUGUGUUGCUUAGGGUUGAAAUGGCUAGAAAGACUUUGACAUUGUAUGCUUGUAAUUAGUUUUUGUAGUGUUGCGUUUGUUUUAAAUGUGGUAAAUUUAGAUUUGUUGUUUGUUGACUUUGUACCACGCUUCGAGCCUUUGGGGAUGAAGCGUGUUUUUAAAAUGAACAUGAACUUUAUUAUUAUUAUUAUUAUUAUUACUAUUAUUAAUAUAAUAAACCUAUUAUAAAUGAUUUGGGGAGUAGGAUAAAUAGUUUUUAUUACAACUAAUAUAUUAUAAGUUUAUAUAUGUAUAUAAAUAUAUAUGUGUUUGUGUGUGUCCUAUAGGCGUAGUGUAGUAUAUAGUAUAGGUCUAGCCCUAACCGAACUUAUUAUUUGUAGGGCAUAUUUUAAUAAAUGUAUGCAAUGAUAUUUUAGUCUAUGUAUUCAUAUUUUAAUGAAUAUUAUGAUUCUUAAGGGUUCUUUUGAGGCUUAAAAUAAGUAAAAAUUGAAAAAAAUAUUCACUUACCUGUGGUAUUGAAAUAUUCUAUAUUUUAUCACAUACCACAAUAUUUCACAAGAGAAUUAUUAUAUAAUCUUCAGUAAUCUUGAAGAAUAAACACACUUUCUGCCCUAACUCUUUUGCUGUGUAAAUUUUGUAUUAAAAAAAUGUACAUUUUUUUUAGAAAAGCCAACAAAAAAUUAGAGAUUUGGUUUAUUUAAAAAAUAUUUAAAAUAUUAUUUUUUGGUUUAUAAGACUAAACUUGGUGUCAAAUGAAAGAUAAUUGAAAGGACUAUAUGUUUUUGGAACCUAUUUCUUCAGUUAAAAUACAAGUUACAGAAAAGAACCAUAAAAUGUGAAAUCAUUAUAUGUUAAACCAUUUUCCCCCCAAAUCCUAUGAUGUAGGCAUACCUCAUCUUCACUUCUAUAACUCAAAUCCUCUAAAACUACUACUAUCAAAAUCUGAUGGAUCUAAAUAUAAAUCAUCUUCACUAUCAAAAGAAAUAGUAUAAAACAAUUCCAAACCUUUUUGAGCUAUUAAUUGUCUAGGAAACUUAUUCUCACCUACUAGGGCCUAUAGUAGCCAUAGCAACACUAGAAAAAAAUAGCGAAGAAAAUCAUUAAAAUAAUGCUUUAAAUCACAACAAAUAAACCUCGGUUUCGCUUAUAAACAAUGAAGUACCACUCUUCUAUGUUAAAGUCUUAUUUAAAAAUAGCUCUUAAAUAGUUUAACCGAGAAAUAGCAAAGAAAUAAACAUGAUAUUGAAACAACGUAGAGCGCGUUGGUCUGUGCCUUUGAGAACGGCGAUGAACGCAGUGUGCGUUGUUCUACAGGGAAAGAGUUAAUAAUCUAAGAAUUACAUAAGAUAUUACUAAAGAACAAUCAUAAAAACUUGUUCUUACCUCAAGCAAAUGACUAGAACUUAUUUUAAUUUCUAUCAACUGUUGAUGUUAACAAUACAUUUAGAUUUUAGAAACAUGAUAACUAUCUUAAAAUAAAUGACAUACUAUUUCUUAUGUCAUAUUCAUAUGGUAUUAAAAUACAUAAUAUGUAAAAAAAAUGGUAAAAUAAAAGUAUAAUCAUCAAUUUUCACCAAAUGAAUCAAAUAAUAUCUGUAUUAUUUGUUUAUACUUACAAAUAUUAAGCAAUUCCACAGAAAUAUGAAAUUAAUAUCUAAAGAAUAUUAUUAUUAUUAUUAUUUUCGGGAAAUUUUUAAAAAUAUCUUUCUAAAAAUUUAAUUAAAUAAAUACAAGUGAGUGCUGAGUCAGUAUAUUUUAUACAUUUUUUAAUAGGAAAAUUAUAGACAUUAAAUUUUUACAAUUUGUUAAUUUGGAAUAUUAACAAUCAUUAAAUUUAAAAUCUGUGUUUUAUUUAGUAAAACUUAUAUCUAACUAUAUUCCCUGUAUAUUUUAUAUUUUUAUCACAUUUUAUAAUAAAUUUAUAGGCGCAAAAGCAUAAUUCGUGUCUCAAAGUGUGGAGGAAAACUCUAUAGUAAAAAGUGUUUUUUGAGGUCCUUACUAAAAAAUUUAUAACUUUUGAACCACUUCAGCUCGAAAGUUGAUCUUGGUGUUUUUGUAAUUCAUUCUCUUUGCUCUAUACAACAGUGGAAAUUUUUUAUAAUUUUAAAUUUUUUUUACCGGAGUUGCUUAAAAAAAGAGUGUACAUUUCUGUGACUAAAAUCACAAACUAUUUUCUAAAGGCAAUAAGCUUGCAAAUAUUUUAUUAUAAGUAUUUACUUUUACAGAAAAUUUAAAUAUUUUUCUAUUUGGGGAUGUUACUUGUUAGGAGGUUACAGGCUAAUAGAUUCUCGCACCUUGAGAUAGUAGGGAUUGUUUCUGUCCAUAACAUUAUUUUUCAGGCCUUCUAGACUUUGUAUGAUCAUUUUGGGGUUAACGAGGAAGUUCCUAAUUGACCGGAAAUAAGAGGGAGGGAUGGUUAGUAAAUGGCAUUCCUGGACGACCUAUGGAGAUAGAGGAUUGUAUAUAAUAUAGAGUCAUCAUGACACAUACACUAGAGUUGACGCGGCCAUCUAAAGUGAAAGAUGUAUUGGUACUGGUCAUAGUCAAAGAUAGACAUAGAGAUUGACAGUUAGCCAAGUGUUAAAGUUAGGAAAGAGCCACUACUGAUUUUGUUGCACUAUAUUCAUCAAUACACCUUUUCUUUAUCAUUGUUGCUGAAGAGUCGUUUUAUGAUUUAUUUGUGUCCCAUGUAUUUUUCGAUGUAAUCGUCAAUGCCUGGACCGUCACGGAGAGGAGCGCCAAACGGCCAUGUUUUACUCACAAUAACAAUACCACUUGGUAUGUGACCAUAAGUACAGGCCAUAUCCUCAUACCAUCUGAUCUGUGACAAACGUACACUUGCUCAAAAAAUUAGUCAGGACAGCGAAUACACACACUGGUGUGGCAAAAUCAAUAAUAUUUAUCAGUCCGUGAAUUAACCCUCCAGAAUUCAGAAAAGUGUUUCAGUGUAAAACUAAAGAAAUGAACGAAGACUGCAAUGUAUCAUCUCCAUAACCUAAAAGAAUGAUGUUUUGCCCCAUGGAUUUGUAAAAAAGCUACACACUUGUAGUUUUAUCAUUGGGAAAAAAGAACUAGAUUUUAUUUUGAAAUUCCUAAUUACAGGCUUAUGAUAUAUUUUUGUUUUAAAAUAUAUCAAUUCUCUUACUAUUGUCUCAUUUUAUUUACAUUAUUAGUAAUCUUUACUGGUCUGCCUCUAUUUUUAAUGUGUACAAUUUUUUAGGCAGUAAUAUGAGCCUCUUUUUCUCCAGUGUUAAUGGUUUGGGUCAUGUUAUAGAUGGCUAAGGAUUGGUCCCUCAAGAGCCUGGAUGUCAUUUUUGCCAAAAAUACAGUUGAAGACAUUCUAGAGAAUGACAAAAAGAGAUGUGAGGAGAUUGACCUCAAUGUUAUGUGGUAUCAUGGGAAAAUGCAACGGCAAGUUGCGGAAAAACUCUUAAUAGAAGGUUAGAUGUAAAUUAUGAUUUUUUUACCCAAGCUAGGAUUGUUAGAGUAAUAAUGAUCACUAAAAUAUACAAAAGGUAAGGUAAGUAUCUCCCGAGGAAACUUUUCCCCGAGGGAUAUCAAAGAAUCUGUCUGAAUUUGUCAUUGGUUUGACAAAGUCUAGAAUAAGUCAAGGAUUUAAAAUUUAAAAAUUAUUUUGACUGACCCGAGCUAUUUUCCAUCACCCAUGAGUGUAACCUCCGUCAAACUACUACAUACUAUUAGAUGUCUAUCAUACUAUAAAUGGCCAUGUCAGUUAUUGUUUCAAUAAUCCAUACAAACAUUUUUUAUUUUUUUUAAACAUAGAUAUCUGUGUUUAAACAGUUAGUACGUUAUAAGCAUUUGAGUUGCCCUGGCAAAGAGACAUCUCCAACGUGCCCGAUAACGGGCUUAGGGGGGUGCUUUGGGGAGAUCAUUAAGAGCACUAGCUCGACGGCCGGCUGAAGCCGUUUCUUAAUGUGACAUUUCCGUUGUCUGAACUUUUAAGUUUCUGUCUAGUUUUGAACUGAAUCAAGUUCCAAUUCAUGAAAAUUGCAAUGUUGAGACAGAUUAUGAUCAUUAGGUUCAAACUGUUUAGUUCUCUAACUUUGGUUGUUUUAUUAUCAAUGUGAAAAGAAAUGAAAUGAGAAUUGAAAAAAAAACUCAUUUCGUUUCAGCUGAAAGUUUUGUUUUUUAAUUAACUUAUGUGAAGAAAUGAAGACAAGGGUUGACUGUACAAGAAGACAGCAGGUACAAAGCUAAACCAAUAUUAUUAAACCCUAUGUUAGAUAUCCUAUCCACAAUCAGCACCCACAUCCCUCCUCCCAUGUCCCUCAACAAUAAGACAUGCCAUUAAAUGGGAUUUUUGAGUGAAACAGCAUGAGGUUUUAACAGAUAGAGCAAGCCUCUGUCUCAAACUCAUUUCAACAAAUCGUUGCACUGGCUUAUUAUUGUAUUCACAGAAAAAUAUUUUUAUUUUUUUUCUAAUAAUUGAGUACCCUCUUAUGGUACUUGAAUUCUUUGACUGUUUCAAUUUAGGAUAUUCCAAUAAUGACAUUGUCUCUGUGGCAAGUUGUUUUUUAGUGGGUCUGAGUCUGACAAACAAAAAAUGCAAUCAUAAUAGAUUUAGGCCCUUCAAGGUUGAAUGCGUUACCUUUCUAUCUUUCCUUUUGACCCAGCCAUGCAGAGAAUGCCUGAAUUAGAUUCAGACGGUUUGUUCUUGGUGAGAGACAGCACAGCUUCUGAUGUAGACUUCUCCUUGUCUUUCCUCUAUGAGAAGAAAUGCUACCAUUUCUACAUUGAGCGUCAGAAAGAGGGCUUCUUCUUCAUCGAAGGCGGACCUGUAGUCCACGGUAUGUCUUACUUACCAUUGCUGAUAUAUAGCUUUUCAAUUUGGGGCAGAGGUUAGGGAGCAGAGUUGCCAUUCUAGGAGGAAAAAAUGAUGUAGAAUUGACAAUCUAUUUUAAAAAAAAUUUAAUUAAUGAUUGACAUAACCUGCCAUUAUUUUAUCUUUACUGUGUCAUUGGAUGUCGAUAAAAAAAAAAUAAAUAAAAGUCUAAAAAGGAAGGGAUUAUAUGUAGAUAUAAAUAAUUAUGACAUGUUUUGUGUCUCUUAGAAAGGCUCGUGAUUUGGUUCACAUGAAUAAGAAAUGUAUUGUGUCUACAGGGAAGUAAAUUUCAUGGUUACCUACAAUGACUUUCAAUGCACGUAGAUAAGAGCUCUCUUGUUCAAUGAACAUAAUCAUUGUACUUCCUGUUUCAAAACUACACAAUGCUGCUGUUGAUAAUUAGCAACUUUGUUUUUGUGUGGGACUUGGAAAUUUGAGAUCUUGAGAGAGAAAAAAAAGGCUUUGUACAUUGAACUGCAUCAGAGUUCCAGAAAAAAGAUUAAUGAUAUUUUAAUUUUUUUUGAACUUGAAUUCUUAGUUGAUCCCAUCUGCUGAUGCCUGUUGAGCAUUUCAUUAUAAGUCGAUAGCAUAGGUUAAUUCUAUACAGGUCACCCUUUCACUUCAUGUAAUAGUAAUUUAAUGUUUGUAAAGAAAGCUACCUACCAAUACCAAAUUAUAAUAGAGCACCAACCAUAUUAACAUUACUGGUUCAGGCACAAGCUAAAAUAAUUUUAUUCUGUCUCUUGCCGGUUUAUUGUUUAUUGAUGUCUUCUCUGUGAUACUGUCCCUUGCCAGUGUUUUUGUUUACUGUUGUCUAUUUUACUAUCCUUCAGGCUUAUCAUUCUGUCCCUUGCCAGUGUUUUCAUUUACUGAUGUCUAUUCUACUAUCCUUCAGGCCUAUCAUUCUGUCCCUUGCCAGUGUUUUUGUUUACUGUUGUCUAUUCUACUAUCCUUCAGGCCUAUCAUUCUGUCCCUUGCCAGUAUUUUUUUGUUUACUGUUGUCUAUUCUACUAUCCUUCAGGCCUAUCAUUCUGUCCCUUGCCAGUAUUUUUUUGUUUACUGGUGUCUAUUCUACUAUCCUUCAGGCCUAUCAUUCUGUCCCUUGCCAGUAUUUUUUUGUUUACUGGUGUCUAUUCUACUAUCCUUCAGGCCUAUCAUUCUGUCCCUUGCCAGUAUUUUUUUGUUUACUGGUGUCUAUUCUACUAUCCUUCAGGCUUAUUAUUCUUUCCUUUGCCAGUGUUUUCAUUUACUGAUGUCUAUUCUACUAUCCUUCAGGCUUAUCAUUCUGUCCCUUGCCAGUAUUUUUGUUUACUGAUGUCUAUUCUACUAUCCCGCAGGCUUAGAGAAGCUGAUUGAGCACUACAUUGAAGCCCCAGAUCGUUUACCGACCCGCCUCAGCAAACUUUGUAAAGGAACACUUCCCCCGCCCAAAGUCCGCAAAGACGGGCCAACCAACAUUCUCCACAAGGCUAUUUUAGAAAGUAAAAGUCAAAUCAUGCGAUCGUCAGUCUCGUCUGUCUAUCCAACCUGCAUCAUAUCAAACAUUAAUAAAACUAUUUUAUUUGUCCUGUAGAAAGAAACAAGUAGCACACCUCUAUUUCAUCAGUUGUCAAAUUCAUAUGUCUUAAACCUUCUUUAUUUUUGUACUAAAAAUUCUUUCAAUGGCUUUUUUUGUUUUUUUCAUUUGGCAGAAAGAGAAGAUCUUGCUAAAAAAAUUAUUAAUCACCCACUGCGGCCUGAUUUGGAUGCUAAGAAUUCUAACGGUUUGUAUUUUGCUUUUGGCUAAAAAUUCCGUUUUUUUUUGUUUUUUUUUUUGUUGUGGCUAAAAAUUUGAACUUACCUCAUUUAAUGUGAUAAACACAUUUUUUAUUUAAAAACAUUAAAAAUUUUAUUUGACACUAAAUGGGAUUUAAUUGUUAACUUCCUCAAGAGAUUUAAUGUUUAACUUCCUCAAGGGAUUUAACAGUUAACUUUGUCAAGGGAUUUAAUAGUUAAAUUCCUCAAGAGAUUUAAUAGUUAACUUCCUCAAGGACUUCAAUAGUUAACUUCCUAAGGGAUUUAAUAGUUAACUUCCUCAAUGGAUUUAAUAGUUAACAUCCCCAGGAGAUUUAAUCGUGAACUUCCUCAAUGGAAUUAAAUUCUUUACAACUGUGACUCUGCAGGCUCCACAGCUCUACACGAUGCUGCCUUUAUGGGACUGGACCAGACGGUCAGGUUACUCCUGCGCUUUGGUGCCAACAUCAAAAUCAAGAACAGAGAGGGCGCCACACCACUUCAUGUGAGUCAGAUAGUGAGGAAAUGUCAUUUGAGUCAGAUAGUGAUUUAAGACACUUAUGUGAGUCAGAUAUUGAUGAAAUGUCAUGUGAGUCAGAUAGUGAUUUAAGUCAUGUCAUGUAGAGACUGAACCAAAGUGAUUUUUCUGAUUUCGGCCAAAACUCAAACUGGGCCAAAAGUUAAAAAUGACCUUUGGCAGAAAUUGGAGCCCAAACCAAAAGCUAAAAGUGACUUUCAGCCAAAGCCGGAACCGAAAUAUUUGGAUAUUUGCAAAAUAAGUCGCAAAAAUUAUAAAAGUAAACAGGUCUGCAGAAGGCCGACUACAUAAUUAUUAUACAAACCGGUGAAACAUGCACACGUGUGUUAUUACAUCAAUAACAAUUUUUAUGAGCAUGAUAAUGAUGACUUUCAAGAAAUGAAUGAAUUAAAAAAGCCUAGGUUUGAUAAAUUUAAAAAAAUAAAUAAAUAAAAUAAUAAUGCAAAUAUUUCCAUUCCCUAGGAUUAUGCAAUUUUACUUCCUUUGCCUAUGACAACAUUGAUGAGCGUGAUAAUGAUAAAUCAAAAUGAUUAUCACAAAUGAAAGAAUUGAUUUAACUAUGGUUCCAAAUUUUAUUAUUGAAUGAUUGAAUCUAAAAUAAUGAUAUAUUUAUUUUACCUUUCCUUUAAUUUUUCUUUCACAAAACUGUUUACAUUUGCUAAGGCUUAAUUGAAAUUUAAUCUUUUGGAAGUAUAGGACAAGUAAGUCAUCAAACAGCUGUGAGCAGUUUUAGCAGAGUAUGAAUCAUAUAACAUACGAUGACAGCAAGACGUCGAGCUAUAAUGAAUACUAGAUUGCCGGCCUAGAGACAGACAGGCGGUCUGACUUCUGGUAGAUGACCGAAAACCUCAGUCACUUUCGGCCAGAUGGUCGAAAGUCUCAAUCACUUUUGGCCAAAACCGAAAUUAAACCGAAAUUUAACUUUUCAGUUUUGGCCAAAAACGAAAUUAAAUCAAAAGUAAACUUUUCUUGUAUCACCUGAAACCAAAACUAGACCAAAAGUGAUCAAAUAACAACUUUCGAUGACGAAACUGAAGCCGAAAUUCAGUCGGUCUCUAAUGUCAUGUGAUUCAGAUAGUGAUUUAAGGCACUGAUGUAAAUAGGACAGCUUUUAGAGUCUUCAUUUAAAUUGGAUAAAUUGGAUAGUGCUUGUACACUUCAUGUACAUGCUUGUACACUUCAUGUACAUGCUUGUACACUUCAUGUACAUGAUUGUACACUUCAUGUACAUGCUUGUACACUUCAUGUACAUGCUUGUACACUUCAUGUACAUGCUUGUACACUUCAUGUACAGUAAAUUAGAAUAUUUUUAACACAUAAGGGUCAAGUGGUCAGAUACGUAGAACCUGGUUGUUAUUUUUAUAUGACCAAAGUAGUGCAAAUACUUCUGGCUGAUUAUGGACUGGAAGAACAACAUUUUUAUCGUUUAUUCUGCAAUCUUAUUAAAUCCUAAAGCUACUUUUUAUAUUGACUUAAAAUUAAUUUGGAUCGUUUUGAAAAUUCUGAUGAAUGUAGAUUUAGGUAGGACAUUGAUAUGCUUUAUAUGUUGGUCAAGGAUUUUAUACACUUCAUUUAAAUGCAAAUUCUUUUAGACACAAUGUCAAUAAGGUAGUAUUAAAUGUGUUUAUUAAAUUUGGAUAGUAUGCUAAGACACUAUAUGUAAAUUAGGUGUUUAAAUACUUAAUGUGAGUUGGAUAGUGCUUGGGGCUUUUACAGUAACCUGAAUAGUGAUUAGAAACUUUAUUUAAAUUUUAGUGAUUAGACACUUUAUGUAAUGGAAAUAGUGUUUAGACGUAAAACUGGUAAGUGGGUUUGUCCUUCUCACCUGACAUACCAACAUCGUACACUUCAGAAAGCCUGUGAGGCCAACCAACACAAGGUGGCUGUACUGCUCAUCAACCAAGAUAGCACAUGCAUGCAGGAAAGAAAUCCCCUGGACAGUUGGGUCCCCUUGCAUACAGCUGCUGUCCAUGGUCACACGGAGUGUGCAAAUGUAAGUGAAUUGUUAACAGUUGACACUGUGCAAUAAAGCUUUAAAAAUUUUAUAAUGAAGCUAAUCCAUAGAUAAAAAUAUAGUGAUCAAAAUUGUAUUUCUGUCUCCAAUGUUUCUAUCUAUUAUUUGAUCACUGAUUUAAUAAGUUUUGCCUAUUUUAAUCUUUGUCUAGAUUCUCUUAAGUGCUGGUGCUGCCCUCUACCCCAGGGAUCAGACUGAGGCAACUCCUAUCCAGUUGGCAGAGCAGUAUAGGAGAGGGGAUUGUGUAGAGUUGUUAGGUAGGUGUGGGGAAGGGAUUGUGUGGAGUUGUUAGGUAGGUGUGGGGAAGGGAUUGUGUAGAGUUGUUAGGUAGGUGUGGGGAAGGGAUUGUGUGGAGUUGUUAUGUAGGUGUGGGGAAGGGAUUGUGUGCAGUUGUUAGGUAGGUGUGGGGAAGGGACUGUGUGGAGUUGUUAGGUGGGUGUGGGGAAGGCACUGUGUGGAGUUUUUAGGUAGGUGUGGGGUAGGGACUGUGUGGAGUUGUUAGGUAGGUAUGGGGAAGGGACUGUGUGGAGUUGUUAGGUAGGUGUGGGGUAGGGAUUGUGUGGAGUUGUUAGGUAGGUGUGGGGAAGGGAUUGUGUGGAGUUGUUAGGUAGGUGUGGGGAAGGGACUGUGUUGAGUUGUUAGGUAGGUGUGGGGAAGGGACUGUGUGGAGUUGUUAGGUAGGUGUGGGGAAGGGACUGUGUGGAGUUGUUAGGUAGGUGUGGGGAAGGGACUGUGUUGAGUUGUUAGGUAGGUGUGGGGUAGGGACUGUGUGGAGUUGUUAGGUAGGUGUGGAGAAGGGACUGUGUGGAGUUGUUAGGUAGGUGUGGGUUGGGACUGUGUGGAGUUGUUAGGUAGGUGUGGGGUAGGGACUGUGUGGAGUUGUUAGGUAGGUGUGGGGAAGGGACUGUGUGGAGUUGUUAGGUAGGUGUGGGGUAGGGACUGUGUGGAGUUUUUGUAGGUGUAUGGAAAGGAUUUUGUGAAUCUUGGGUAAGUUGUGUAGUAUGGUAGUUUGAUUGUCUGGAUUUGUUAUGUGGAUGUGGAGCAGUAUAUAAAUGUUUGAACCCACUUCUUUUUAAUUGAUUUUCUACAAAGUUUAACAAUCCCUUUGCAGAUGUGGUCAAUUUGAAAUUUUCAAUUCAAAAGAAAGUAAAUGAUAAUGACAAUUGUUAAUUUCCCAUGAAUGAUAAUGACAAUUGUUAAUUUCCCAUGAAUGAUAAUGACAACUGUUAAUUUCCUACCAACAGCCAAUUUUAAAGAACUUCCAGUAGAUACGCACAGAUCUGAUUGGUUUCAUCCCGAGUUGGACCGCCAGGUAACACAUCAAUUUAUAUCUUUUGUUGGUGCCUGAAUCUAUGUUAAUAUUCAUUAGUAUCUCAUUGGUGGUCAAUGUUCUCUUAAAAGCUGUAUGGUCCAGGGUAGAGACUGACCCAAAGUGAUUUUCUGAUUUCGGCCGAAGCCGAAAAUAGGCCGAAAGUUUAAAAUGACUUUCGGCCAAAACCGAAAAAAUUCCGAAAGUUUAAAAAUGACUUUCGGCGGAAACCGAAAAAAUACCGAAAGUUAAAAAUGAAUUUUGGCCGAAAAUGAAAUAUUAAGAUAUUUUGAAAUUCAUUCCCGCAUACAUUCUGCAUACAUCGAAAAUGAUGUGGGAAAGUAUAAAUAUUUACAUUAUUUUUAUAAGAAAUGAGAUAAUCGUGAAUAUUAAUAAAUAAACAUCUAAUAUAAGGGUCUCAAACUCGCGGCCCGCGAGCCAUUUGUGACCCAUAAGACGAUAUUUUGCGGCCCGCUACAUGACAGAAAAGUUUAGUGUAAAUGCGCCGGCGCGUUUCCCCCCAUUCUCAUAUCUAUAACGUGACUCUCCGCGACGGUUUCAGUCAAAUCUCUCCGACUAGUCUAAUUCUGAUUUUUUUUUUUUUUUAUAUUUCUAUAUAUUUUUGUAUGCCAGGUCUCUGGCAACAGUGAGUAGUUCUUGAGAACUCUUAAUGAUUUUAUUGCUAUUUAUAAAGGUUGAGCAGAUUGUAACAGUUGUAAUCGCUUUUUUGUGGAUUACUUGAUGCGGCCCACUCUCAUUCAGACACUACCUCCUGUGCCCCCCCCCCCUCUUCCCCCUAUGAUUUGAGUUUGAGACCCUUGAUCUAAGAAUACUUUGGAUUUUACCAUUUUAAUAUAAAAGUAAUUUAAAUUGCUUUACAAUUUUUUUUAAAAUUAGUAUGGUAGGAGAAAAUUGGGGAGGGAGGAAGGGAAAUUAAUGCAAAAUAUUUUUUUUUAAAACAGGGUCUCUAAAAAAUGUGGUUCUUAAAGAUUGCUUAAUUUGUUUUUAAAGAUCGUUUAAUUGGUUGUUAUUGAUCAGUUAGUUUGUUCUUAAAGAUCGUUUAGUUUGUUGUUAAAGAUCGCUUAGUUUGUUGUAAAGAUCGCUUAGUUUUUUCAUAAGGAUCGCUUAGUUUGUUCUGAAAGAUAAUUAAUUUUGUUCCUUAAGAUAGAUUAGUUUGUUCUUAAAGAUCUUUUAGUUUGUUCCUAAAGAACAUUUAGUUUUCUGUUAAAGAUCGCUUAGUUUAUUCUUAUAAAUCAUUUAGUUUACUAUUAAAGAUCAUUUGUUUUGUUCUUAAAGAUCAUUUAGUUCGGUCUUAAAAAUCGUUUAGUUUGUUAUUAAAGAUCGCUUAAAUUGUUCUUAAAGAUCACUUAGUUUGUUUUAAAGAUCGUUUAGUUUGUUCUUAAAUGAUGCUUAGUUUUUUGUUAAUUAUCGUUUAGUUUUUUGUUAAAUAUCGCUUAAUUUGUUCUUAAAUGUCGCUUAGUUUGUUGUUAAAUAUCGCUUUCGCUGAGUAUUAGAUGACCGAAAACCUGAGUCACUUUCGGCUGGCCGAAAGUCUAAGUCAAUUUCGGCCAAAACCAAAGAAAUUAAGCCGAAAGUUAACUUUUCAGUUUCGGCUGAAACCGAAACUUGGCCGAAAGUGAUAAAAUGGCCACUUUCGGCGCCGAAACCGAAGCCGAAGCCGAAAUUCGGUCGGUCUCUAGUCCAGGGUGAACCAAACCUCUCUAUGCCCUGUACCCCAAGGAAACUGUCAAUUAACUUUAUAAGAUAAAAAGGCAGUCUUUUUAUUUGUCACACCCACUUAAAAUAAAAUCUUACACAACCAUCUUAUACACUCAUCUUACAUAUCCUACUUAAACACCCUACUUACAUACCCUACUUACACAACCAUCUUACACACUAAUCUUACACAUAUUACUUACAAACCCAUCUUACACACUGCAGGUCACAGCCCCUGGGUGAGUCAUAAAUGCAGUAAAAAAAACCACCAAAAGUUAUUCUUUCAGGGAGCGGAGAAUGUCUUCAACAGCCAACAAAUGACCAGUGGCCUCUUCCUCAUCCGACCCAACAAAAACCUAGAGGGCCAGCAUGUGUUGAGCCUGGUCAGAGAUCGAAGUAUCUUCCACUACGAAAUUAAAACCAAGGUGAGACCAAUGGAGGCGGUGACAAACAUAGGCGGUGACCAACUUAGGCGGUGACCAACAUAGGCUGUGACCAACUUAGGCAGUGACCAACGUAGGCGGUGACCAACUUAGGCGGUGACCAACUUAGGUGGUGACCAACAUAGGCAGUGACCAACUUAGGCGGUGACCAACUUAGGCGGUGACCAACAUAGGCUGUGACCAACUUAGGCGGUGACCAACAUAGGCGGUGACCAACAUAGGCGAUGACCAACAUAGGCGGUGACCAACAUAGGCGGUGACCAACUUAGGCGGUGACCAACAUAGGCGGUGACCAACUUAGGCGGUGACCAACUUAGGCGGUGACCAACAUAGGCGGUGACCAACUUAGGCGGUGACCAACAUAGGCAGUGACCAACAUAGGCGGUGACCAACUUAGGCGGUGACCAACAUAGGCGGUGACCAACUUAGGCGGUGACCAACUUAGGCGGUGACCAACUUAGGCGGUGACCAACUUAGGCGGUGACCAACAUAGGCGGUGACCAACUUAGGCGGUAACCAAAAUAGGCGGUGACCAACAUAGGCGGCGACUAACUUAGGGGGUUAUCAACUUAGGCGGUGACCAACUUGGGCGGUGACCAACUUAGGGCUUUACCAACUCAAAAAAUUCAGUUCGAGGUUUAUCUAUGUGACAAGGUGGUCCAAGUAAAAGAUCCAAAACUUUAUUCUUUUUUGCCAGGGUGUUCCUUCCUAAAGCCUGAUUUUUUUGUUGUUUGUUAACACAGGCAACGAGCACGUUUUUUAAAAAAAAGUCCUUUGUAUAUUUUGGUCUGGGUAGUUUUUUUUGCCCUAUUUUUAUUUGGCAUAUGAGCAUGCAUAAAAUAAUUGUGCGUAAAUCCAUUUCUGGUAGGAAUAUCGCAACAACUGUGUUCAUUACAUUGAUGAUGGCCCCUUCCAUCAGUCCCUCGAGCAUCUCGUCCAGUAUUACCAUAGAUUUGAAGAUGGCCUUGGAGUACCCCUCAGGGCUUCAGUCUCGACAAGUCAGUACACUUUCUAAAAAACUCAGCACUUAUUUAAGACAAUAAUUUCAAAUGGUAAGGUGCUGAUCAGAAUGCUCUGUUUGAAAACUUGUUUGUCAUGUUGACUGAGUAUUUCCAGAAUGCUCUGUUUGAAAACUUGUUUGUCAUGUUGACUGAAAAUUUCCAGAAUGCUCUGUUUGAAAACUUGUUUGUCAUGUUGACUGAGUACUUUCAGAAUGGUCUGUUUGAAAACUUGUUUGUCGUGUUGACUGAGUACUUUCAGAAUGGUCUGUUUGAAAACUUGUUUGUCGUGUUGACUGAGUACUUUCAGAAUAGUCUGUUUGAAAACUUGUUUGUCGUGUUGACUGAGUACUUUCAGAAUGGUCUGUUUGAAAACUUGUUUGUCGUGUUGACUGAGUACUUUCAGAAUGGUCUGUUUGAAAACUUGUUUGUCGUGUUGACUGAGUACUUUCAGAAUGGUCUGUUUGAAAACUUGUUUGUCGUGUUGACUGAGUACUUUCAGAAUGGUCUGUUUGAAAACUUGUUUGUCGUGUUGACUGAGUACUUUCAGAAUGGUCUGUUUGAAAACUUGUUUGUCGUGUUGACUGAGUACUUUCAGAAUGGUCUGUUUGAAAACUUGUUUGUCGUGUUGACUGAGUACUUUCAGAAUGGUCUGUUUGAAAACUUGUUUGUCGUGUUGACUGAGUACUUUCAGAAUGGUCUGUUUGAAAACUUGUUUGUCGUGUUGACUGAGUACUUUCAGAAUGGUCUGUUUGAAAACUUGUUUGUCGUGUUGACUGAGUACUUUCAGAAUGGUCUGUUUGAAAACUUGUUUGUCGUGUUGACUGAGUACUUUCAGAAUGGUCUGUUUGAAAACUUGUUUGUCGUGUUGACUGAGUACUUUCAGAAUGGUCUGUUUGAAAACUUGUUUGUCGUGUUGACUGAGUACUUUCAGAAUGAUCUGUUUGAAAACUUGUUUGUCGUGUUGACUGAGUACUUUCAGAAUGAUCUGUUUGAAAACUUGUUUGUCGUGUUGACUGAGUACUUUCAGAAUGAUCUGUUUGAAAACUUGUUUGUCGUGUUGACUGAGUACUUUCAGAAUGAUCUGUUUGAAAACUUGUUUGUCGUGUUGACUGAGUACUUUCAGAAUGAUCUGUUUGAAAACUUGUUUGUCGUGUUGACUGAGUACUUUCAGAAUGAUCUGUUUGAAAACUUGUUUGUCGUGUUGACUGAGUACUUUCAGAAUGAUCUGUUUGAAAACUUGUUUGUCGUGUUGACUGAGUACUUUCAGAAUGAUCUGUUUGAAAACUUGUUUGUCGUGUUGACUGAGUACUUUCAGAAUGAUCUGUUUGAAAACUUGUUUGUCGUGUUGACUGAGUACUUUCAGAAUGAUCUGUUUGAAAACUUGUUUGUCGUGUUGACUGAGUACUUUCAGAAUGAUCUGUUUGAAAACUUGUUUGUCGUGUAGACUGAGUACUUUCAGAAUGAUCUGUUUGAAAACUUGUUUGUCGUGUUGACUGAGUACUUUCAGAAUGGUCUGUUUGAAAACUUGUUUGUCGUGUUGACUGAGUACUUUCAGAAUGGUCUGUUUGAAAACUUGUUUGUCGUGUUGACUGAGUACUUUCAGAAUGAUCUGUUUGAAAACUUGUUUGUCAUGUUGACUGAGUACUUUCAGAAUGAUCUGUUUGAAAACUUGUUUGUUAUGUUGACUGAGUACUUUCAGAAUGAUCUGUUUGAAAACUUGUUUGUCGUGUUGACUGAGUACUUUCAGAAUGAUCUGUUUGAAAACUUGUUUGUCGUGUUGACUGAGUACUUUCAGAAUGGUCUGUUUGAAAACUUGUUUGUCGUGUUGACUGAGUACUUUCAGAAUGGUCUGUUUGAAAACUUGUUUGUCGUGUUGACUGAGUACUUUCAGAAUGAUCUGUUUGAAAACUUGUUUGUCGUGUUGACUGAGUACUUUCAGAAUGAUCUGUUUGAAAACUUGUUUGUCAUGUUGACUGAGUACUUUCAGAAUGAUCUGUUUGAAAACUUGUUUGUUAUGUUGACUGAGUACUUUCAGAAUGAUCUGUUUGAAAACUUGUUUGUCAUGUUGACUGAGUACUUUCAGAAUGAUCUGUUUGAAAACUUGUUUGUCAUGUUUACUCCACUUUUCCUUUGAAGCAGCUGAUUCAAGAUUGUAUUUAAAUCAUGGCAUUGGAAUCCUCAGCUGUUAAGAUUGAAGUCUCAUUGCUUGAAAAAAAACAACUGAACAUAUACCAUUUCAUACCUACCUGCAUGUCUACCUUUGCAUACCUACCUGCAUGUCUACAUUUUCUUACCUGCCUGGAUGUCUACCAUUUCAUACCUACCUGGAUGUCUGCAAUUUCAUACCUACCUUACUGUCUACCAUUUCAUACCUACCUGCAUGUCUACCAUUUCAUACCUACCUUACUGUCUACCAUUUCAUACCUACCUGCAUGUCUACCAUUUCAUACCUACCACGCUAUAUAAAACCACUUAUAAUAAUAAUAAUGUCUACCAUUUCAUACCUACCUGGCUGUCUACCAUUUCAUACCUACUGCAGCUGCAUGUAAAUAUUUCAUGUUACAGUUACAUUUCACCUGAUAUCUUCUUUUCACAGACAACAGAAUCAAAGAGUUGAGUUUUCAGGAGACUUACAGUAAUCUCACUUCUCCCAAGUCUCCCACAGUCAACCCCAUGGCAUCUCAGAAAGGUAAAUUGUUUGUGGAGAUUUGGUCUUAAUUUUUGUAUCUUACUCUAAACAGGUGCUGCGCCCCCUCUCCCUCUCCCCCCCAAUUUAUUUUUCUGGGGAAAAAGACAAAGACAAAGAAAUAUGUUCAAACCUUUAUUAAAAUAUAAACACUAGAUUGGGGGGAAAAAACGACAACUAUUUGUGUUUUUUACAAAUUAAUUUACUCAUUUUUUAAUUAUAUUAAAUAAUUUUAAAAUUUCAAAGAAACUUUACAAAAUCAUUAGACCUGGCAACCCUAUGUACUAAGGCCUGGCAACCCUAUGUACUAAGGCCUGUCAACCCUAUGUACUAAGGCCUGGCAACCCUAUGUACUAAGGCCUGUCAACCCUAUGUACUAAGGCCUGUCAACCCUAUGUACUAAGGCCUGUCAACCCUAUGUACUAAGGCCUGUCAACCCUAUGUACUAAGGCCUGUCAACCCUAUGUACUAAGGCCUGGCAACCCUAUGUACUAAGGCCUGUUAACCCUAUGUACUAAGGCCUGGCAACCCUAUGUACUAAGGCCCGGAAACCCUACGUACAACUUAACCACUUUUUUUGCUUUUAAAUAUUAAUAUAGUAUUGAUAGGAUGUUACAGUUCAACAUCAAUAUAAUGACUUGAAUAAUGUGGGCUGCUGAUUACAUGUCAUUGGUCCGUAAGGCACUGAUAUAAGUCCACAUAAUCACACUUCAUUCAUCUUACAGCUAGACAUAAUCUAACUGUGCCUGAUCAUUACCCACCAACUCUACAAACACAGUUCACUCACAUAUUAGCAAAUCUUCACCUACACAGUUCACUCACAUAUUAGCAGAUCUAUACGAACACAGUUCACUCACAUAUUAGCAGAUCUACACCUACACAUUUGACUCACAUAUUAGCAGAUCUACACCUACACAGUUCACUCACAUAUUAGCAGAUCUAGACCAACACAGUUCACUCACAUAUUAGCAGAUCUAGACCAACACAGUUCCCUCACAUAUUUGAGAUCUUCACCUACACAGUUCACUCACAUAUUAGCAGAUCUAUACCAACACUGUUCACUCACAUAUUAGCAGAUCUUCACCUACACAGUUCAAUCACAUACUAGCAGAUUUUCACCAACACAGUUCACUCACAUAUUAGCAGAUCUUCACCAACACAGUUCACUCACAUAUUAGCAGAUCUUCACCUACACAGUUCACUCACAUACUAGCAGAUCUUCACCAACACAGUUCACUCACAUAUUAGCAGAUCUUCACCUACACAGUUCACUCACAUACUAGCAGAUCUUCACCUACACAGUUCACUCACAUAUUAGCAGAUCUUCACCUACACAGCUCACUCACAUAUUAGCAGAUCUUCACCUACACAGUUCACUCACAUAUUAGCAGAUCUACACCAACACAGUUCACUCACAUAUUAGCAGAUCUUUACCAACACAGUUCACUCACAUAUUAGCAGAUCUUCACCACCACAGUUCACUCACAUACUAGCAGAUCUUCACUUACACAGUUCACUCACAUACUAGCAGAUCUUUGCCAGUUUAACUUGUUAACAAGUGUUGAACAUUCUUUCAGACAAAUUUAAACCAAAAUUACCUCCACGACCACCUGACCUGGACUCACCACCUCCAGUAUCCGCUCCUUCACUACCUGUGAGUUAAGUGGAUAUCUCUAUCCUAUUGCUGUCGAUUAUUUUUUAUUAAAAUAUUCCUUGUAAAUAUCCAGAACAAAUCUCAGCUUAUGACGCAUGUCAACCUUUAUCAUUGUUGUUAAUUGAAUGACAAUGAAAUUAAUACCAACAACUAAUUUGCCUCCUUAUAAGGUGUAUAUAGUUGUUUUUUGUUUUUUUUUGUUUUUUUUAGAUAAUUUUUGUUUUUUUUUUAAAUUUCAAUGCAGCAUUGACGUAUAUGUUAAAGUUAAAUUUUUCUAUAAAAAAAUUUAAAAGAUGAAAUUUAUCUGCCCUCUUUACUCUUUAACUAUUCCAAUUUAUUCAUAUUUGUAUUGUCAUAUCUGAGUUUUUCAGGUUUCAUUUAAACUUCACUUUCACGCAAAUAAUGAAAUAUUUUUUAAAUUCUGUUCUAGAUAUUAACAGGAUUUUGUGAAAAAGAAAAUUGUUAAUAUUGAUUAUAAAUUAUAAAGUUGCUUGUUUAAAAUAAAUAAUUAACAUUUUUAUUUGACAAAUGUUCUAGAUUUCUCAUUUUUCAACACCUGUUAUGUUAGAUCAUAUCUUUUUUUAUUAUCGGAAAUAUAUUGGACUCUUACUUCCUGACAGCCCACCCCUGCCUCAGCCACAGCACCCACUCCAACAACAGCAUCCACCCCGGUGCCUGGCGGGGAAGAGGAGAAGGAAAAACUAAAAGAAAUCAGCCCAAAAAAUCUCAAACUGGGUACGUACUUCUCACAUACUGCUCACAUACUACUCAUGUUCAGCUCACAUACUACUCAUGUACAGCUCACAUACUACUCAUGUACAGCUCACAUACUACUCAUGUACAGCUCACAUACUGCUCACAUACUUUUCAUGUGCAGCUCACGUACUGUCCCUCUACUUUUUGUCAUCGGUCAUCAUCAAAUGGCUGAAACAUUCACAUAGUAAAGUUACAUCUCUGUUAUUGUUGUAUGGUCUGUAUUAUUUUUAUAUUGAUUGAUUCCUGAUUUAAUGUUACUGCACCCAUGCUUAGCAAAAAGCAAGGAUUCCCUAAUGAGCUAUUCAAAAAACGAUUAAGUUAAAUAUGACAGCUUGAUUGAUAGGUUAUCCAUUCUUUGUAAACAAAACUCCACACAGCCGUAAUAUCCUUUCCUGAUGAAUUCAAAAAGGAAUGUUCUCCCUGUUUUACGAUAGUGUCUGUUUGUCAGGUAAUGAGCUCGGUAAAGGUGAAUACGGCUCUGUCCUUAAAGGUGAGCUGGUGGUGGAGAAAAAACUCUUCAAGAAAGAAAAGGUGAGAAUUUUUGUGGGACAUGGGAGAGGUGGGUCGAUGGGAUGGGUCUAUGGGGUGGGUCUAUGUGGUGGGUCUAUGGGUUUGGUCUCUGGGGUGGGUCUAUGGGGUGGGUCUAUGGGUGGGCCAGGUUUUAUUUAUUCCUUUAUGUUUGAUUAAUUCUUUGAAUCAGGUUGGUUUGUGUUGGUAAUUUAAGUCAGGGUGAGUUAAGAUUGACUUGGUUAUUUGAGUCAGGGUGAGUUAAGAUUGACUUGGUUAUUUGAGUCAGGGUGAGUUAAGAUUGACUUGGUUAUUUAAGUCAGGGUGAGUUAAGAUUGACUUGGUUAUUUAAGUCAGGGUGAGUUAAGAUUGACUUGGUUAUUUGAGUCAGGGUGAGUUAAGAUUGACUUGGUUAUUUGAGUCAGGGUGAGUUAAGAUUGACUUGGUUAUUUGAGUCAGGGUGAGGUAAGAUUGACUUGAUUAUUUGAGUCAGGGUGAGGUAAGAUUGACUUUGUUAUUUGAGUCAUUUGAUUCCCUCAAACUGAGGUCGGAUAUAUGCAGUGGGCUUUGGGUCAAGAGCUUUGUUUCUUUCUCAAAUCAGUAAGGUUGUACAACAGUUUUGAGUGUUUGGUUAGUGUAAAUGGUUUGGUCAGUGUAAAUGGUUUGGUCAGUGUAAAUGGUUUUGUCCAUGUAAAUGGUUUGGUCCGUGUAAAUGGUUUGGUCAGUGUAAAUGGUUUGGUCAGUGUAAAUGGUUUGGUCCGUGUAAAUGGUUAGGUUUUUAAAUUCAUAUGGCUUAAGUUUAACUAGUGGGGCUAUUGUGUGCAAGGUGGUUGCCUUUUUGGCCGAAGAUACAAUGAUGGUCGUCUACCACUGUAACACUGAUUUACAUUGUUUCAGAUAAAUGUAGCUGUCAAGACAUUCCAUUCCGUUGGCAAUGUAGAUGACUUUAUGUUGGAGGCCUAUGUCAUGCAGUCCCUAAAAAAUGACUUCAUCGUCCAGCUGUUGGGGGUCUGCCAGGGCCCACCCCUCAUGCUGGUAUGGUUUGGAAAGAAGUUUUUUUUUUUCAAAAUGGGUUUGGAUUGUAGGUCGUUCAACUCUGGGAGAGUCUGGCUAGGUGAACUUUGGGGGUUGACUAGGUUAGCAACCUUCUUUGUUGGCCAACGAGGGGACAUUUGAGGGUGGUCAGUAUGUGAUUUUUUAGGUGGCCAGCUAAGGGACAUUUGAGGGUGGUCAGUAUGUGAUGUUUGAGGUGGCCAGCUAGGGGACAUUCAGGGGUGGUCAGUAUGUUAUGUUUGAGAUGGCCAGCGGGGGGACAUUUGAGGGUGGUCAGUACAUGAUGUUUUAGGUGGCCAGCUAGGGGACAGUCGGGGGUGGUUAGUAUGUGAUGUUUGAGGUGGCCAGCUAGGUGACAGUUGGGGGUGGUUAGUAUGUGAUGUUUGAGGUGGCCAGCUAGAUUGUCUGGGUAGGGUGACUAGAUCACUUUUUGAAGCCACUACCAUGAAAUUAUUUAUCAUCCCAAUGGCCUCAAAUAGUUACCAUUUUUUUCUUCACUAUAAAGAAAUGAUCAUUAUUAAUACGAGCUGACUUUGGCCAGUGAGAGUUUUAUUUCUUUGACAAGAUUCGCUACAAAGUUCACAAUGUCCUGUUUUAUCCUUGAAGCGCUAUUUCCAGUUUAAUGAUUUAUUGCAUAUCUUUGACAAUGGAAGUUUUUCUUUCCAAGGUGGAAGAGUUUGUCCCCAUGGGAUCCAUGCUAGACUUCCUUGAGGACCACCCUGAGAAAGUCAGGGUGAAACAGGAACUGUACCUCUGGGCGGCUCAGAUAGCCCAGGGAAUGAUGUACUUGGAGACCAAGAGGCUUGUUCACAGAGAUCUGGCUGCCAGGAACAUUCUUCUGUUCUCAAUGCAACGAGUAAGUCAAUGGUUACAUUUAUUGGAAGGGCGCUUCAUUGCUGGUAAUUUUCAUUAACUUGUGGUCACGGUCAGGUAUAAAUGGCCUAGUGAAUUUUACAGAACUUCCUGUACCGUUAUGAUUGUUUUAACAUUUUUUAUAAAAUUUCUUUCCAAUUUUUCAAUUUUGUAAACAGUCCUUGACCUUCGUAAUAUAAUGCUAAUAUGGUGAAAUAUGUAUGCGGCCCUCCAAUAGCUUUUCAUAUGUCAAUGUGGCCCUACGCAUACAAAGUUUGCCCACCCCUGGCCUGGUGGACAAUUUCUCAGUUCUUUAUGGCCAAAUGGUCCAACUAUAUGGCCAAGUGGUCUACUUGACAGUUCUAUAUGGCAAAGUCGUUUAACUAUUUUGCCUAGUUGUCACAUCUGAGAUCUGUAUUCGAUAGAUGUUAAGACAUAUGGGUCAAAUGGUCGGAUAUGUAGAACCCAUUGGUCAUUUGUAGAUGACAAAAGUAGUGCAAACAUCUCUGGCUGAUAGGUGAGUGGAAGAGCAACAUUUUUUAGCAUUAAUUCUUCAAUCUUAUUAAAUCCUAAAUCUUCUCAAUACUUUUUUUUCUUGAAAUGAAAUUAUAUCAUUUUGAAAAUUCCUGUGAAUAUAGAUUCAGGUACGCCAUUAUUUACAUGUUGGUAUAAAUAAUUUCUUCAUCAAUAAUCGUAAUUUUCCUCUAGGUAAAAAUUAGCGAUUUUGGCCUGAGCCGAGCCAUGGGGACAGACAAAGAAUAUUAUAAGGCAACCAAAGGUGGACGUUGGCCUAUAAAAUGGUAAGAUAAUGAAAUUCUUUGAAGCUAUAGAGACGUAUUCUGUGUUGGGUGGAAAAGAUAGGGGGGUGGGGGUUAAGUACAAGGCCCUUUGUCCAUGUUUGUGUCAUGGCCCUUUGUCCAUGUUUGUGUCAUGGCCCUUUGUCCAUGUUUGUGUCAUGGCCCUUUGUCCAUGUUUAUGAUUUCCAAAGAGCUUAGAAAAAGAUGUAUACAAGUGUAAACAAUUAGCAUUGAGAGAUAUAACUGCCCUGUGGAGCAAUGGUAGCAAUGUAGGGCAAUGGUCGCCCUGUGGUGCGAUGGUAGCCCUGUGGUGCAAUAGUAGCCCUAUGGUGCAAUUGUACCCUGUGGUGCAAUGGUAGCCCUGUAGCGCCAUCGUAGCCCUGUGGUGCAAUGGUAGCCCUGUGGUGCAAUGGUAGCCCAUCUAUUUCAUAACCGAUAGGAAGCUGGUUUAAAUUUGGACAUGUGAGGCACUGAACAUGUUACCAUUGUUCAUGGGUCAUCUAGGCACUGAACAUGUUACCAUUGUUCAUGGGUCAUCUAGGCACUGGACAUGUUACCAUUGUUCUUUGGCCAUCUAGCUGCCGCAAACAUGCUAACAUAUUCAAUAGCUAUAAAAACAAUGAUGUUGUUUGACUUGAAGGUUCUCAUUUUCUCCAGGUAUGCCCCUGAGAGUGUCAACUUUGGCCACUUUUCCCACGCCAGUGAUGUGUGGAGCUACGGCGUCACACUGUGGGAAAUGUUCUCAUAUGGUGGCGCACCAUUUGAGGAUAUGACAGGAGUAGAGGUGAGAUGUGAAAUUUUUUUUAAACAAUUUCAGGAAAUGGGUAAAAUUCACAUAGGAGAGGUAACUGGCCCAUGCAGUAGAGCAUCUGGGCCAUAAUAGAAGGAAGCAGGUUCAAGUCUCUACAGUUGAUCCAAGAAAUUCAAUUGUAAAAAUAUUUACAUGGCCACUACCAGCUCCAACGUUUAAAAUAGCAGCUACAAUUAUUUUUAUAUUUCACACAAUUCACAGGUCAUCAAGUUCAUUGAAGACGGGAAUCGACUGACUCGUCCAACAAAGUGCCCGCAAGUGGUCUAUGAAGUCAUGUUACGCUGUUGGACAAACGAGGCGGCACAGCGGCCUACUUUCUCAUGGCUCAACAAACAUUUUGAGGAAGAGCCUGAAUACAUGAGCGCCCGUGAGAUAAUGAGAGCCGUCCGUUCCCAUUAAUAAUUCCUAAAAUUUUACUUCCCUUUUUUUUUUUUUAAAUUUUUUCUUGCAAUGCAAAUUACGUUUUUGCAGUCCCCUUUCUUCAGCACGUGUCGUCUGUGUUAAGUUGUAGGAAAAACUGUUUUUAAUUUAAUCUAGCCAGUAUUCUUGGGACUUGUGUUUCGUGUUAAACCAGUCACCUCGUAAGGCACAGAGUAUUAAAUGUUUCAUGACAUUAUUCUUGAUAGUAUUACAAGAGUCAUUGACCUCAUGAUGUUCAUCAGUAACUGGUUUGAGAAGAUAUUCAUCAGUAACUACUUUGACAUCAUGAUGUUCACCAGAAGUGGCUUUGACAUGGUCUGAGAAGACAUUUAUCAGUAGCUACUUUGACCUCAUGAUGUUCACCAGAAGCGGCUUUGGCAUGGUCUGAGAAGACAUUUAUCAGUAGCUGCUUUGAUGUGGACUGAGAUGACACUUAGAUAUACCAAUUUUCAUAAGAAAUGUUGCAGGUUAGGUUUAGACAAGACAGAGACAAAAUUAAAUUAGCAGUUUGUGAAGAAAAAAAAAAUCCAAAGAAAUGGCCUGCAUAGAUGCACCAAUAUAUUUGAUUGUCUAGAAUCACCUGUCCAUUCAUUUUGAGGCUUUUUAUGUGUGGCAUAAAAACCAGAAUGUGCCAUGACUUUAACUUUAUAAUGAGGCACAGUCAAUUUAAAAGUAGUUACAAUUUUUAAAAAUCUCCUUCACAUAACGGUAUCCACCAAAGGUAUAAAAUAAUCAAUGUUAAGUUUUUAAUUGUUCUUGGCAGCCAUGUGACACCCUACUAUAAACCAUGAGGAUUCCUUUAACAUUAUUCCUUCUGCUCUAAAUCUCCAAAUGGUGUAUCAAAAUUUUUUUGCAUGGUAAGUAAACUCCUGUAUGUCCACCCCCCCCCCCUCUUUUCCCUGUUCCACUCUUCCUCCCCCACUAACAGAAUCCAAUGGCCUUUUUACAAGACCAAUAUCUUAUCUUCACAUAUACUAAAUCUCCAAAUGGUGUAUCAAAAUUUUUUUGCAUGGUAAGUAAACUCCUGUAUGUCCACACCCCCCCCCCUCUUUUCCCUGUUCCACUCUUCCUCCCCCACUAACAGAAUCCAAUGGCCUUUUUACAAGACCAAUAUCUUAUCUUCACAUAUUUAUUAGAAUGUUAUUGUCAUGUGUAUUCCUUUGUAAGGAUAAAUGUAUUUUUUGUUCUUACCCUUGAUAUAUACACAUUGGAUUAGUUACAUAAAUUGGUUUCUUUGUUUCAUUUUUUUUUGAAAAUUUCAAAGUACCUUUGGUUCACACAAAACGGAAUGCUGAUUCAAUUCAUAUAAUUUAAACUAUUAUUAUUAUUUUUAUUAUUUUUCUUAUUAAUACUAAUAUUCAUAUAUUUAUUGGUAUUGUAUACAAAUUAUAUGGCAGCUGGCCUGUCAUCUCAAAAUUAUUUUUAAUUUAUUAUAACUCAAAUAUUAUAUUAAAUUUUUUUUCAUAUAUUAAAUAUUUGGUGUUUUUUUAAAGGUUUGAUGACCUUUGACCUUCUGGAAGUUAAGAACAUUUUUUGACAGUCCUUGACAGUGACUUAGAGUUAAUGCUGCCAUUUACAAUCAGCUCCCAAGAAAUGAUAAGGUCUUCUGCCGUUUAGUGCAAAAUACAUGAAAACAUCCCAUUUCAUAGAUGGUUUUAGAAAUGGAAUUUUUUAGGCAAAUAAUCAGUACUUGUUUUUCAUUGACCAGAAUUGAUUUUUUUUUUUUUUUUUACUUUGGACUAGGGUCCCAAUUAGCAACAGUUUUGGGAACCCCUGGUUGAAGCAUUAUUUUAAGAGUUUCCAAAUGCCUCACAAGUUUUAAAAAUGGAAUUUUUUAGGCAAAUAAUCAGUACUUGUUUUUCAUUGACCAGAAUUGAUUUUUUUUUUUUUUUUACUUUGGACUAGGGUCCCAAUUAGCAACAGUUUUGGGAACCCCUGGUUGAAGCAUUAUUUUAAGAGUUUCCAAAUGCCUCACAGAAAUGUCAGACAUUCUCUGAAAACGUGAUUUUGUUCUUGUCUUUUGGUCUUCUUAUCCAUGGCGGAUUGGUUGACUGGGUUUCUUGAUUAAAGAUUCUGUAUGAAAGUUUGGAUGUAACUUUGAGAUGAAAUGUCCACAAUCCAUCAGAUAUGUUUUCAGUUUUUCACUUUGGUUUGAGAACCACUCAGCACUUGGUAUAUUUCCAUGUACCAAAUAUAACCAUGACCUAGAAUUGAUCCAAGUACUACACAGUGCGCUCACUUGGUUAGAUGUUAACAACACAUAUGUUCGAGUUCAAUGCUUGUUUUCCUCCAUAUUUAUGGCUGCAUACAAUGUAAUGUUUUAAUAGAACAGCACUAGCAGUUUUUAUUUUCACUCAGUGUACCUUCUAAAAAAUUUAAAGGACCCAUGUUAACAUACAACCACCGCUGAAACAUUCUGGUCCAGUUUAGGGAUGUUAAAUAUGAAUUUUUUGUCAACCAGAGCGUAGAAAAGUUCACUAAAAUAUAUUGUUGCAGAUAGUCAGAAUAUUAUUGGAUUGAUAAAGAAAUGUAAACGCCAUUUUCUUUUUUAUACCGUUAGGGAAUGCAUGCAGAUCAAAAUUUAAUUAAAAUACCUCUCCCCUACCCCAACUGUAGUUUUAUCAACCCAGCUCACCACUAAAGACAGAAUGAUGGUCUAACAUCUGCACAAUGUCAACAAUGUCAUGCAUUUGUCCCAAUAUUGCACAGAACCAAAAAAUUCCAUGAAUUUACAUAUAUAAUGAGAAUACAUUGUUGUUGGUUUUUCCAGAACUGCCCUUCUCCCCACCCUUCACCACCCCCACCACCCCCACCCCCGGCCUCUCCCCCAUUAUUAUCUCAGAUUUCCUGACAACUUGCAUGGCAAUAUUUCUGGAUGCUCAGGCUCGAACAACCGAACAUUAAUUAAUGGACCACAAAUGCCAUAAAUGUUUGUGCCAUAUUUGUAUUUUCCUCUCCAUCUCUACCUUUUAAUAUAUUAUUAUUAUUGUUUGAAUUUGAUGAAGUUACUGAAUCGAUUUUUUUAAAUUUAUUUUAUCAAUUAUUGAAUUUUUUCCACACAAAAAAAGUGUAAUAUAAAGAAGAAGACACUAGUUAAGUGUUUUGUAUCAAACCAGCCCUCAGAUCACAUUGUAAAGUACUUUAGAAAAAGGAAAAGGAAUUCAUUUUCUCGUAUGCCUUCUUCUCUCUCUCAGCUAAUCUCAUUCAUAAUCUUUCAUUCUUCAUUGUUUGGUUAAGCCACUUAUCAUGCAUGUGAUUCAGUUGCUUUGCACUGACCUCUUGGUGUGUUGGGAAGUUUUGCCAUGCUUAUAAACUAUGGUAUUGUUGAUGCUGUUUACAAAAUAGUUUGUGUUAUAAAGUAAGAAUUAUUGUAAAUUAAAAGAUAUUAAAAAGUACUUGAAGUUUUGAAGCUUUACAUGUUGAAUUUAUCACAACUGAUUGUGGGUGAAUGCAAAUAUGGA
This is a messenger RNA of Lymnaea stagnalis (great pond snail), 28266 nucleotides long. The record is from the annotation of a GenBank genome assembly. NCBI's taxonomy places the organism in Eukaryota, Metazoa, Mollusca, Gastropoda, Lymnaeidae.